CUUGUUUUUGGUCAAAGCAGGUCAAAGUUUAUCAAUUCGCUUCUGAUGCUAAACGACCAAAGAAUACACAUUUCUCUCUUAUCUUCGACACGCAGCAGAUCUUCAUUUCAAGAAUAAAACUUUAUAAUGGAUUCUGCAUAUUGGAUUUUUAUUCUGGCGAUCUGCAGCUAUCGUUCUUCUGCCCAGCAGAUGAGGGUGGAAAAGUUUGUGAAAAUCAAGAUGAAAUAUUGCUGGAACUACGAAAAGAGAACGUCCAUUUUUGAAACACCAGUUUUCAGCUAUGCCGGCAAUGACAAUCUAAGUUUCAAUAACUGCGGCCGAUGGGAGCAAACAAAAGCAGGGUCGAACCCUCCGUGGGACGUUUUCCUCGUCGCCGUCAUCGACGAAAGAUUGCGCAAACUUUACGGUGCCCUCGUGUCCGAUCAAACAAUUAUCAGCGAUGGAAGCACGUGGGACGCAGGUCAUUUCAAAGCCAUUGAGCGAAAGGAACAAGUCAAGAUUUACGGCGGAGAAUGUCGAGAAAGAUCAGACGGAAAUAGUUGCUUUAUCAAACGAGGAUUGACAAAUCUAAAGAUGCUAGACGUGAAGGAGGUGGAAUUGAAGCACGGAGAAUUUUAUUCCAAAUCGCUUCUUGUUAUACGAAUUGAAAGAGUUGAAUUUAAACCAAGUUUGCAGCCGAUUUGCUUGUGGAAUCGAGGCAAUCAGGACGAUACAAGCCAAAAUUUCUAUUCGCAAGAUAUUUGGAAUUACAAGCUAAAAAAGGUGGAUUUCCUCCCCGAGCAAAGGUGUUUUUAUUCUGGUCCUGGAAGCGAGAUUCAAAAACAGUACUGCGACGCGUACAGCAAUUCAAUCUGCACAUCAAGAUCAUGGGUCGAUGAAAAAAUAUUUUUGUACAUUGAGAGACUAGAUCGAUUCUAUCUUCGCGCAUUCAAUCCCUUUUUAUCCGGAGCUUCCACCGAGCCCUGGGUCGAUUUGCUGCCCUUCACAAAUCAAAUAGUCUCCGCCUCUGCAGACUUGGCCGCGAUGCCCAAAAUUCCAGACCUGAAAAGAAAAAUAGAUUUUGGCCAAAGACAAAGUUUUCCCGGAUGCGGACAGAAGUCUGGGGAAAACUCAAAUCCUUGGCACGCUAUUAUUUCAAGAAUUGACCCCAUUCAUGAAGGUUUUUGUGGAGCAACUUUGAUUUCUGAAAAGACUCUCGUCACAGCGGCAAACUGUCUUUAUGAUCAGCGUGGAACUGAAAUGGAAGCGAGCAACUUGAAAAUUACGCUUGGGUUGCAUAGCUCGUCUAAAAAUCAUGAGGACUCUCAGCAGAACAUUAUGGUUUCAUCCAUAAUUGUGCAUCCGGAAUUUAAUUUUAACAAAAGUGACCUAAAAAGCGACAUUGCCCUCAUCAUCUUGCAAAACAAGGCUCAAUUAAUUGAACAAGUGGUGCCAAUUUGUCUGUGGAAUGACGAGUACGACCUUAGCAAAAUAGUGGACACAACGGGCACGGUUGUCGGCUGGGUUCGGAAUGAUAGUCUACAGGAGGUGCAAAUCCAACCGAUUUAUUAUCAACAAUGCUAUGAAAGUAACAGGCCCUUCUUUUCCAAGUAUUUGCAUCCGCGAGAAAACUUCUGCGCUGGAUUUCCGCACAACAAAACUGGUGCUUGCAUUGGAGAGAACGGAAGCGGAUUCGUCAUAGAGAAGGAUAAUAGAUUCUUUUUGCGAGGAACAAAAUCUGUUCCAGUUGAUGUAGGAGGAGAAGAGGAAGAAGUGAAGACAUGCAACCCGCAACACUUCGCCCUGUUCACGGACGUCACCAACUUUUUAAAAUGGAUUGUUGAUAACAAGCGUUAAUAAUACCAAUUGAACAAAAUUUCAAUACAAUUUAGCUCAAACUACAUAUUUUAACAAAUAUCUUUUGCAUUCUUGCGUUAAAAAAUUCUUAUAUAAUUUUUGCAAUUUUAUUUGAAGUUAUUUGUCCUCUGCAUCCUUAUAAGUCGGAUGAAGUUUUCUAGACUAUUGGUCAAAUGUGAUGUAAAAUCGAGAAACAUUUUAAUCCUAAAUAUGAAAGUUCAAUUUUUUAAAUAAUUUUUGAUAAAGGGUAAAUUUCGUGGAAAAAAUUUGAAAGCAGUUUAAUAAAAUUUAUUAGUUUAUG
Molecule: messenger RNA, 2137 nt
Organism: Neocloeon triangulifer
Lineage: Eukaryota; Metazoa; Arthropoda; Insecta; Ephemeroptera; Baetidae
Product: transmembrane protease serine 11C-like
Exons: 13
Coding region: 127-1836 (569 amino acids)
Biological process (GO): proteolysis
Molecular function (GO): serine-type endopeptidase activity
Source: RefSeq, a predicted model, not a curated record